Messenger RNA from Trichobilharzia szidati, 1755 nucleotides. NCBI's taxonomy places the organism in Eukaryota, Metazoa, Platyhelminthes, Trematoda, Strigeidida, Schistosomatidae. The record is from the annotation of a GenBank genome assembly.
AUGACGAUAAAUUUACCUCCAUUAAAAUUUGACGUAAAAAAUUCAAAACAACCGGUUACAACAUUAAAUGAUAAAUUAAAACAACAGCAACAACAACAACAAGGUUUUCAAUGUUCACCAGUCAAACAUUCUAUUACUGAUAAAAAGAAUAAACUGAAUAAAUUAUUAACAAGUCAAUUAUUAGUUGAUGAAUAUCCAAAACUUCCGUUGAAUAUAAAUUCUCAGCAACCAGUUAUUUCAGUGACUAAAGAUAAAAAUUUAACCACACCAAUAUUAUAUUUGACAGCAGCAAGUAUGUUGUAUCAAUCACAAGAUCAAAGUGUGAAUGAGGUAAGUGCUAGCAGUAUCACUUCUAGUAGUAGUAUUAGAAGUACGGAUACUACUACAACAAGUGGCGUUCAAAUGAGUAGUAUAAGUGGGAUGAAAGAUCUUGGUACUCCUUUCCCUAGUACUAGUAGUGUCAGUCAAAUAUCAAGUAGUGAUAGUAAAAUAGAUGAUAGAUUACAUCGACAACAACAACAGCAACAAAAGCAACAACAACAAAGAGAACAGACGAAAGUGAGUAUAUUCCACCCAUCAAAACGUAUAUUUUUCACACCAUUAAUGAUUACAAAUUUUCGCCCGUUGUUAGCACCAUUUGUUCCUGUAUUCAUUCAAAUCUUAGUCAAUCAAACUGAAGCAGAAUGUUAUCAAACAACAUGGAAUUUAUUAUUUGAUGAUUUACACGAAUCGUACGGAGAAGCAAAAAUAGCCUUGAUCAAGCUAAUCUAUUAUUGGAAUAAUGAAAAUAAAUUGAAGCAUAUAAUAGGCAAGUUAAGGCUAGAUGUGAAAAUUAUGACGUUAAGAUUAUUUCUCAAUGAAUUAGAAAGAAAGCUAUUGAAUUUUUCACGUUCAUCUACAAUGUGUAUGGUACAGUCACCAUUGUUGGAUUUAUUUUUACGUCCAAAUAAACAAAUUCGUUGUAUUGUACAGCAUACAGCCUUAUCUCAGUCUUGUGUACAAAUGGAUACGCUUGCUUUCAUUAUGAUUCACCUUCUUCAUGCUUGGGAAUGUUCCAGUAAUCCAAUCGAGGGGAAAGUUAGUCUUGGACGAAUCUAUGGAAAGUUAUUGAUAUCAUUUUCAGAUAAACCAGAAUUACGUGGUUUAGAGCAAAGUAAUGGUACUGGUGGGGGUGGAGGUGCUGGUGUUGGUGUUGGUACUGGUGGUGUUGGUGAAGAUCCUAAGACAAUUGAAUCAAUUCUAUUUGAACUUAUCUUGGAGUUGUGUGAUUUUCAUUUCUGGCAACAAUUGACAAUGCUUAAAAUCCGUAGUGUAUUUGAAUAUAUUAGUGAUAUGGAGAAACGUUUUGCUAAAGACUUUCGUAUACGUCAACAACAGAGUAUGAUACAGUAUUUAAAGAAAAUCCGUCAUGAUUAUGCAGAUGAUAGUGUCAAAGAUGUUGAUGAUGAUGACGAUGAGGAUGACGAAGACGACGAGGUGGAUGUGAAUCAGGCUAAAGAUGAUGAUGCUGAUGCUGAUGGUGGCAGUCGUCAUGACACCGCUGCUGCUGCUGCUGCUGUUGACAAUGAUGAUAUGAAAAAGACUAGAUUAUCAAAACAUAAAUUAUCACAUAAAACACGGGAAAAGUUGAAUGCAGCAGAGAAAGACUUGAAAGGCUUAGAUGAAACCUGCAUUAUGGAUAUAUUCCCACCAGGUAUUACGGUGACAACCAAUGCCGCGGAAACUGAUUCACUUCAAGCGGAUCCUAAUUUGUGA